Messenger RNA from Thamnophis sirtalis, 3276 nucleotides. RefSeq names its product golgi reassembly stacking protein 1 (gene GORASP1). NCBI's taxonomy places the organism in Eukaryota, Metazoa, Chordata, Lepidosauria, Squamata, Natricidae. Gene Ontology annotation, cellular component: Golgi apparatus. Gene Ontology annotation, molecular function: protein binding. Gene Ontology annotation, biological process: Golgi organization. The record is from RefSeq and is a predicted model, not a curated record.
CUCUCGGCGCAUGCGCGUCAGGGCUUGCAGCGUUGGACGCUGUCGAGUUGUGUGGUUUUGGCGACCGGUGGCGAUGGAGCCAUUGAAGCCGGCGGGGUCUCUUCCUCUUCUUCCUAGCGCUUGAGUCGGUGCCUCUCACCGGGCAGCCAUGGGGCUGAGCUCCAGCUCCGAGGUUCCCGAUGGGGGCUCCGAGGGCUACCAUGUGCACGGGAUUCAAGAAAAUUCCCCUGCUCAGCAGGCUGGAUUGGAGCCAUUCUUUGAUUUCAUACUUACCAUAGGACAUACCAGACUGAAUAAAGAAGGCGAUACUCUGAAAGAUCUACUAAAAGCCAACGUCGAGAAAGCUGUGAAACUGGAAGUCUACAACAUAAAAACGAUGAAAGUGCGCGAAGUGGAGGUCAUCCCUAGCAAUAUGUGGGGAGGGCAGGGACUGCUAGGGUCCAGUGUGCGAUUCUGCAGUUUCCAAGGCGCCAAUGAACAAGUCUGGCACGUGCUGGAUGUGGAGCCAGCUUCUCCAGCAGCCUUAGCUGGCCUGAAACCCCAUUCUGACUAUAUAAUUGGAUCGGAUCAGAUACUUCAUGAGUCUGAGGAUUUCUUCUCCUUGAUUGAUUCCCAUGAGGGGAAGCCUCUGAAGCUAGUGGUCUAUAACACAGAAACGGAUUCCUGCCGAGAGGUUUUUGUAACCCCCAACGGAGCCUGGGGUGGAGAAGGAAGCUUAGGAUGUGGCAUUGGAUACGGCUACCUGCACCGAAUUCCCACACAGGCUGCUACCCCAAAGAGAGCAGCAGAGAUCUCUUCGUCUUCGCCCUCCAGAGACGCACCCCCAGAAUCCCCAGCUAAUGGCUACAUGGAGGCUUCCUUGAUGGCACCUCACCCCAAAACUGAAGAAACCGAGAGCUUGGGUUACAUCUCCAGUCAAAGUGGGACUCCCUAUUCAUUAGAAAAUUCUCUGCACCUUCCUCCUCCUCCUCCUCCUGUCCAGAGAGUCAUGGAUCCAGAUUUUAUAGAUAUGUCUGGAGCUCCUUUUCCUGAAUUAAUUGAUUUAGUAAAAACAGCCCAAGUGCCUUCCUCUCCUUCUUUCACCUUAUCAGAUGUUUUGGAAGCUUCUGGCAGCUUAUCCACAUAUAGUGAAACUCCUUCAUAUUUUGAUCAGGCCUCUCUUCCGUUCUCAGAAGAAUCGAUAUGUCUUCAAGCAGACGAGAGCCGUCAUCCCGAUUUCCUGGAGGGAAGGCCUUCUGUGUCUCCUCCUCCGCCAGCCCUUCCUAUGGAUGUGACUCCGGAGGCACCAUCUGGACUGGAUGCUGACGCUCAGGGAACUGUCCAGCCCCUAAGUGGGGUUGAGACCCCCAUGGCACCCAAAACAGACAGCAGCAGUGACAAAAGUGCCCAGGAAUUGAUGGAUGAAACCAAAGAGGCCUAGCUUUUCAGAGGACAUGUUUCACCUUUGGGCUUUAAAGCGGCUAUUGGCACCAGAAAGCCCUAGUUUUUAAUGUGCUGCGGAAACAUUUGAUUGGUUUCUGAAUCGCGGUAGAAUUCAGCUUCCUUCAAUCACACUAUGGACUCUGGGGCCUGUAUACCCAUGUUAGUUCUGCUUAGUGGUAACACUAAUGAUCGGAGUUCAGAAACAGAAUCCCCCCCCCUUUUUUAAAGAGCUCUUUGUCUCUAGUUGCUCAUACAUUUGAAAAAAGGAAGGGCUCUGUGAGCAAUAUCAGCUGCGCAUUACCAGAGGGGGAAUGUAGGAAUUUGUGGGGGACUUUUGACUUUUUUUUUUUUGAAUUUUUUAAAAAGAGGUGCCUUAAGCCUCUCUGGCUUAGUGUACCUGUUUUGCUCUAUAUUUGCUUCUCAAAUCCCCCCCCCUCCCCCAAGAAAACUUGUACUUCAGCUCCCAGAAUUCCUGAGCCAUCUGGCUCAGCAAUUUUGGGAGUUGAAGUCCACAUGUUGUAAAGUUGCCAUCGUUGUCCACUCCUGCCUUACGGUAAGGCUUUUAGCCAAGUGCAGCUGCUAAGGAAUGCAGGAAAACUCCUUAUAGUAGGUGUGGCUUUCCAGCUCCUGGAAACCAUGAGCCAGUUGGCUCAGGAAUUCUGGGAGUUGCACAUGCUGUAUGAUUGCCAUAGUCAAUCAUCCCUCCCUUAAGGUAAGGCUUUUAAGCUUAGGGGAGGUUUUUUCUUUCUUUCUUUCUUUUUUCUUUUUGCAAAUUUAAUUGUUUCUGUUACCUGUGUCCUAUCCCAUUGACUUGAGAUUAUUUUAUUUGAAAAGUCAUAACUUAGAAUUUUAAUAGGAAGAAUACGAUCUUUUACUCUUAGAAUCACACCUCCCCCUUAAUAAAAAUCAACCCAUUUAAUCUUCUUUGACCCAUUUGAGCCUCUGCCUUGCACCCAAGGCUUUCUGAAAUGUGUGAGCAGAAUGAAGACCCCAAUGGAAGACACCCAAAGAAGUCGACUUCUUUCCCUGAACCCAGCAGAUUCCACGAAUGGGAUGGUUUGGGUUUCAGGAAGAGAUGUGUCCGCACGCAAAAGAAUGCAAUCUCAUUAUGUAGGUACAUUGGACUUGGAAUUUCCCCUAGCCUCCGUUUUAUGUUUCGCCCCAGAAAGCUAUAAUCAUUAUUUGCUGCUGCAGAAAGUUUAUAUGCAACCCCAUGAAAACUCUUUUGGAAUGGUAGCUGAAGAAUCAAAGGACACUAUGUAGGGUUUUUAAUUUGUUUUAAAUUAUGAGUUGUUGCUUCACGCUGUGCCAGAGGCUUGGUCUAUUACUGUCAAGCUACUGUAUGUCUUGGUGAGAGGUGUUAGUCCAAUGGCACUAAAUCAAUAAUACAUAAUUUGAGGUGCAUGCUAUACCAGGCCAUCUUGCAAUCAGCUGGUGCUUAAAGUGGAAGCAUUAUUUUCUGCUAAUGUGGAAAGUGAGCAAGAUUGCUUCUAAUAUGAAUAAUGGAGCAAAUUGGUAACACUAAAUCAAGUGUUUCUCAACCUCAGGCACUUUUAAGAAGCAUGGACUUCUAAUUCCCAGAAUUCCGUAGCCAGCAUAGACCGGGUGGAGUAUUCUGGGAGUUGGAAGUCUCGUAUCUUAAAAGUGGUUGAGGUUGAGAAUCAUUGACCUACACGCAGGAAUGGGCUUUCAAGGAUCAUUUUCUUUUGGUUCUGAAAUUGAUUUAGUUAUUUUUAAAGAUUGCAAAAGUUUCCCAUCUUUAAGAGAGAUUUAUUCUAACCUGAAGCCAUUUUAUUGUUGUUCUUUUAACUUGGUACACUGUCAGCUACUAAAGUCUUGCAAUGAUUUACAGUG